Papilio machaon (common yellow swallowtail) is the source of this 2209-nucleotide messenger RNA. Its product is annotated as sodium-dependent neutral amino acid transporter B(0)AT3. The transcript is spliced from 5 exons. Lineage: Eukaryota; Metazoa; Arthropoda; Insecta; Lepidoptera; Papilionidae. Gene Ontology annotation, cellular component: plasma membrane. The record is from RefSeq and is a predicted model, not a curated record. Gene Ontology annotation, biological process: sodium ion transmembrane transport. Bases 1 to 2172 code for a protein of 723 amino acids.
AUGGCGAAUCCAGCUCAUUUGAUGAGGCGACAAAGCUCCCGGGAUCUUUACGCCCAGCGGUCUUUGGAUAGAAUGGAGAUGAAAGAACUACGGGGCCGAUUGGUGACAAUGGAAAACGGUCAUCCUUCGCACCGCACGCACGUCAUGUACGGCGCAACUAAUGAAGCGUUCGAGGAUACCAGCCCCAACCGAAGGUCUUCGGAGACUCCGACUAGUAAGGGGAGUUCUGGAGAGGAGAGAGUGUUUAAGCCAGAAGGCGGGGAAUGCGAGAGGGAAUCUUGGGACAGUAAGCUGACAUUCCUCUUAGCUACUGUCGGAUAUGCCGUCGGUUUGGGCAACGUGUGGAGAUUCCCGUACCUGGCACAAAAGAAUGGUGGCGGAGCUUUUUUGAUUCCUUAUUUUGUGAUGUUAGCGAUUGAAGGGAUUCCUAUAUUCUACUUGGAGUUAGCUAUUGGGCAACGUUUGAGGAAAGGUGCUAUCGGUGUGUGGCAUCAAGUCUCCCCUUACCUCGGGGGUAUUGGCAUCAGUUCAGCGGUGGUCUCUUUCAACGUAGCUCUAUACUAUAACUCUAUAAUAGCUUGGUGUCUAUUCUACUUUGCUCAGAGCUUCCAAGCAGAACUCCCGUGGUCAGAAUGCCCUAAUAAAUAUUUCGAUAACGGAUCGUACAUCACUGAGCCGGAGUGUGCAGCAAGCAGUCCAACACAAUACUUCUGGUAUCGAACAACUCUACAGAUCUCCGAAGACAUCAACCAUCCUGUAUCGUUUAACUACAAAAUCGCACUCGCUCUAGUCAUCGCCUGGAUCCUAGUCUAUUUAUGCAUGAUUAAAGGCAUAGCUUCCUCCGGUAAAGUCGUGUAUAUAACAGCCACUUUCCCUUACAUCGUUCUGGUUAUCUUCUUCUUCAGAGGUAUAACAUUGAAGGGUAUGGGCGAUGGAUUGAUACAUCUCUUUACGCCGAAAUGGCACACGAUUUUAGACCCUGUUGUCUGGUUGGAAGCUGGCACUCAGAUAUUCUUUUCCCUUGGCUUAGCUUUUGGAGGUCUUAUAGCCUUCUCGUCCUACAAUCCGGUUGAUAAUAACUGUUAUAGGGAUGCAAUUAUGGUCUCUAUGACUAACUGUUUAACGUCCAUGUUCGCUGGGAUCGUUGUUUUCUCCAUAAUUGGAUUUAAAGCAACGAUGGUGUACGAGAAAUGCUUGAGUUUAAGGAAUGAAACUCUUCUGGAGACAUUUGGAUCUUCUUACCAGUCAAUGGUGUUUCCGGAAGAAGGGCAGCCGGUAACGAUUGAUAUGAAUGGUAAUCUCACGACUGUAAUGAUGCCACAUUUACCAGAAUGUGAUCUGCAAAAGGAGUUGGAUAAUACGGCGUCGGGUACCGGUCUUGCUUUUAUAAUCUUCACGGAGGCUAUCAAUCAGUUCCCAGGCGCUCAGUUCUGGUCUGUGCUGUUCUUCCUGAUGCUCUUCACCCUCGGAAUCGAUUCCCAGUUCGGGACACUGGAGGGCGUGGUAACUUCUAUAGUGGAUAUGAAGCUCUUCCCCAACCUUCGAAAGGAGUACCUCACCGGUGGUCUAUGCCUCAUCUGCUGUCUGUUGUCUAUGGCCUUUGCACACGGCUCUGGAAGCUAUAUCUUCUUGCUGUUUGAUAUGUACAGCGGCAACUUCCCUUUGCUCAUCAUCGCUUUCUUUGAGUGCAUUGGCAUCUCUUACGUGUAUGGUGUUAAAAGAUUUGCGGACGACAUAGAACUGAUGACGGGUCGUCGACCGGGUAUCUACUGGUUGAUCUGCUGGAAGUAUUUAUCUCCAUUGGCGAUGCUUUGUAUCCUGAUCUCAUCGUUUGCCGAGCUGGCGGUGGGAGGGGCGGGGUAUGAUGCAUGGAUAGCCUCGGAAGGAGACACAGAGAGGAAAUCGUGGCCCGUGUGGGCGGUGCUGUUGGUCGUAGUAUUGGUGUUGGCUUCUGUGCUAUGGAUCCCUGGCUUAGCUAUAUGCAGAUACUUCGGCAUUCCGAUCAUAGAUGAUGAAGAAAGGGCGUGGUUUCCGGCGGACGAUUUGCGCGACUUCCAUGGCAUUGAGCCCCGGCCUGUCUCUAAUUUGGAGACGCUGCUCUUCUGCACACGACCUGAUGGUACAGAGGGCUGCUGCUGGCCCGGCUGCUGUGAAACUGAUGACGAAGAGUAAAGAAUAUCUUAGUGUUACCAUGUUAAGCUGCACACUA